Molecule: messenger RNA, 728 nt
Organism: Salvia splendens (bonfire salvia)
Lineage: Eukaryota; Viridiplantae; Streptophyta; Magnoliopsida; Lamiales; Lamiaceae
Exons: 4
Coding region: 1-660 (219 amino acids)
Source: RefSeq, a predicted model, not a curated record
AUGCCAGAAGAAAUGAAGAAGGAAUUUUUCGAAUUCCUUGCUCAAAGGUCCAGUUUUACCAAGUCAAAGUCAGAAGAAUCAGUCUCCUCUGAUCCAAUAAGAGGACAAGAUCCUAAUGAUUUCCAGGACCCAUUAAAGAGAGAAGGCACCCCGGUCUUUGAGUUUUCAGACCAUUGCUCUCUCCCUCAUUCCUCUGUACAUUACCUAUGUUUGCAGCCAAAUAACCAAAAGCUCGACGCCUUGAAGGAAUCCAAUCUGGCGUCGCCUUCCACCUCUGCCGUUCGCUCAGCCGUCUCCAGCCGCUGCACCCGGCGCUGUCGCUGCUGUGCGGUUCACCCUCCGCUGCGAAGGGUGCCGCAUCGGUCGGCCCCUGCGGUGAUUCGCGCCGCUGCUGCUGCUGCGCAGUCGCCGCCGCCGUCAGACGCCAGCCCAGGCUUCGCCUCCUCCGUCCGCUGCCUUCAUCGCCUGGAGGAGCUGCUGCUGCCGUCGCUGCCGGGAGGUGCUGCCGCCGCUGCCGGGAUGUGCUGGCUCCGGUCAGCCCCCGAUUCCGCCCCGGUUUCCUCCCCGAAGCUUACAGAGGAGGAAAAAUUCCAUCACGGAGCAGGAAAUAUCUGUGUAAAAUCUUUAAUUAAGAUUAGAAUUAAAGAUAUUUUAUUUUAAUUAGUUUAGCUUAAUUCACAUCCCAUUGUAUUUUAUUUUAAAUUGUGCAGUACACAAUUUAUUUAUCA